CCGGAAGCGCCCGGGGUGCCCCAGGGGCCAGCCGCUGAGGCGGAGGCUCCCCCGGGCGACCCCGUUCCGUUAGCAGCGCCCGCACCGACCACGGAAUUGGGAGACACGGCAUUGGAGGAGCAGCAGGGCGAAGACGAGUAUCUGCAUUACAUGAGCGGCUCAUCAUCUAUUGGACUGAGCGUGAGUCCCCGGGUGAUAACAUUGCUUUGCUUCUGCCGUGCUGAAGUAACCCCUCCUGCAUGCAGAUCGAUUCGGACGACAGUGACGCGAACUCAUCACUGGGAGACAUGGAUAGACCCGCAUCCAACGUCUCUGCAACGUCGAGUGUGUACCGUUUUAUCGAGGAGUUUGGGCGCACUUAUCAUAGUUAUAAGGAAGGGAAAUACUAUCUGCCAAACGAUGAACAAGAGCAAGGAAGGUUAGACUUGCAACACUCACUUGCCCUUAGGCUCCUCGGCGGAAAGCUACACCUUGCACCAGUCGAAAGGCUUGACAGGGUCCUCGACAUAGGCACUGGCACGGGCAUCUGGCCAAUCCAGUUUGCGGAUCAACACCCAGAGGCCGACGUCCUGGGCACCGACCUCAGCCCGAUCCAGCCGGAAUACGUGCCUCCAAACUGCCGGUUUGAGAUUGACGAUAUCGAAGACGAAUGGGUCUACAAUCACAAGUUUGACUACAUCCAUGGCAGAUAUAUCUGCCCGUUCCUGGCAGACGUCCCGAAACUGCUGAGGAGCAUAUACGACAACCUCAACCCGGGCGGUUACGUGGAGAUCAUGGAGACGCUGAUGCUCAUGAAAGCCGUCGAUAAUUCCCUCGACGGUCACCCUAUCCAGCGAUGGAACUCGCUGAUGGUCGAAGGGAUAAAAAAGAUGGGCAAGGACCCCCUCUCGGCGGUCAACUGCAAGAAGUGGAUGGAGGAGGCCGGGUUCGUGAAUGUCACGGAGAAGAAGUUCGCCGUGCCGGGAAACCCGUGGGCCAAGGGCACGGAGCAGAAGGUGCGCGGGGCGCUGAUGAUGACCAACCUGCUUGAGGUGGCGCAAGGCAUCACGAUGAACGUCUUCACAAAGGUCCACGGCUGGUCCACAGAGGAGGUCGAGGUGUUCCUCGUCGACGUCCGGGCUGGGCUUAAGGAUAGGAAGAUCCAUGGAUAUGUUCCUGCACUUGCCGUAUGGGGCCAGAAACCGCCGGCGUCGUGAGAAACCAUGGCCAAGGUGUCCACUAGGGAGACUCUUGUUGGAUUCACAGGGACAAGGAGAAG
Molecule: messenger RNA, 1258 nt
Organism: Phialemonium atrogriseum
Lineage: Eukaryota; Fungi; Ascomycota; Sordariomycetes; Cephalothecales; Cephalothecaceae
Product: S-adenosyl-L-methionine-dependent methyltransferase
Exons: 8
Coding region: 240-1196 (318 amino acids)
Molecular function (GO): methyltransferase activity
Source: RefSeq, a predicted model, not a curated record